Messenger RNA from Nerophis lumbriciformis (worm pipefish), 492 nucleotides. The record is from RefSeq and is a predicted model, not a curated record. Lineage: Eukaryota; Metazoa; Chordata; Actinopteri; Syngnathiformes; Syngnathidae.
AUGAGCGGCGUGGAGUGCUUCGGCUGUGGCCGAGCCGGUCACUGGAUCAAAAAUUGUCCAGACGCGGCCAGGGGACAACGGGGCAGGGGACGACCCAGGCCCAAAGACACCUUCUGCUACCGCUGUGGGGAGCGAGGACACGUGGCCCGAGACUGCGAGAGGACGGAAGAUGCGUGUUACAACUGCGGGCGCGCCGGGCACAUCUCGCGGGAGUGCCCAGACCCUAAGAAGGAGCGUGAGCCCUUGUGCUACAACUGUGGCAAGGCGGGUCACGUGGCCCGAGAGUGCCAGCACGCGCACGAGCAAAAGUGCUACUCCUGCGGCGGCUUCGGACACAUCCAGAAGGGCUGCCACAAGGUCAAGUGCUACAGGUGCGGUGAGCUGGGUCACGUGGCCAUGCACUGCAAGCAAGCGUCCCAGCUCAGCUGUUACAACUGCGGCAAGACUGGCCACCUGGCUAAAGAGUGCGUAGAGGACGAGCAGGAGGCUUAG